AGCAGACGCUGACAGCAGUAGUGUCUCCUACCAAGCAAAGAGCUUCUCAGAGUCAGCCUGGCGUUGCCCCCUCCGGGAUCGCCUGGCCCCUGUGCGGAUAUAUUCUCCCUCUUUGCACCUCACUUUUUUCGUCUUCCAUAAGUUUUUGCGGAAAUCCUUUGGGUGCGUUUUCUACUUUAAGCCACCUGGUCUGCCUAAGUCCUGAGUCCCCGGGGCAUGUCGCUUGCACAGGACCUGGGAGUUUGAGCAAUUGCAGCUGCGAGAUCGUUUAUGGAGCUUGGGGCGGGGGCCGAGCCGGCGAUUGUGCCCCGUGCCCGCCUCCUAGGCCAUGCUGCUCCAUCGGUGUGCGGAGCGGUGGCCGCCGGGCCUCCAGGACUAAGCUGGGAGCCGCGGGAGGAGGAGUCGCCGGCGGUGGAGCCGGACGCAGAGCCUCAGCGGCGGGCGGCGCGGCAGACCCAGUACUAUGGCUGUGUACUGCUAUGCCCUCAAUAGCCUGGUGAUCAUGAACAGCACCAACGAGCUCAAGAGUGGCGGUCCCCGGCCCAGCGGCAGCGACACACCUCAGCACUCCGGGAGGGCCGCACUGAGCCCUGGCAGCGUCUUCAGCCCUGGGAGAGGUGCCUCCUUCCUCUUCCCCCCAGCGGAGUCACUGCCGCUGGAGGAGCCCCCGAGUCCUGGGGGUUGGCGCAGCGGCCGGCGUAGGCUGAAUAGUAGCAGCGGCAGCGGCAGUGGCAGCAGCAGCGGUAGCAGUAGCAGCAGUGGCGUGGGCAGUCCGAGUUGGGCUGGCCGCCUGCGAGGGGACGCGCAGCAGGUGGUAGCGGCCCGUACCCUCUCCCCACCCGGGCCAGAGGAGGCCCAAAGGAAGCUGCGGAUUCUGCAGCGCGAAUUGCAAAAUGUGCAGGUGAACCAGAAAGUGGGCAUGUUCGAGGCGCAAAUCCAGGCACAGAACUCUGCCAUCCAAGCGCCCCGAAGCCCGCGUUUGGGAAGGGCUCGUUCGCCCUCCCCGUGUCCCUUCCGAAGCAGCAGCCAGCCCCCUGGAAGGGUCUUGGCCCAGUGCGCCCCAAUUGAGGAACGGAGGACAAAGUCCUGGGGAGAGCAAUGUACAGAGACCCCAGACGCCAACUCCGGGAGAAGAAGCAGGCUCAGCCUACACCCCUCGAAGGACAAGGAGGGAGUGGCCCCUCUUUUAGUCCCCGCCAGCCCGACCAGGUUAGGGACUCAGAGUCCAUCAGCUUCAUUGAGGAUGGAAAGAGGCACCUCGGCCAGUCCCCUGGCCAGUCCCCGCUGUGGCUCACCCACAGCUAUGGAAAUUGACAAGAGGGUCGCUCCCUCACCCGAGCACGUUGGAACUAGCUUAGUAUUGGCCACUAAAGUGGCAACUUCAGCCGCAUCUGCUGGACCACACCCUGGACAUGAUUCUGCCCUCACAGAGGCAGCCUGUGAGCUGGGGGGUGUGUGCCCCAAGGAGGCCCAGAUGGAAAGACGGGGGCAGUUUCUGGGCAGGGAGACAGACUCAGUCCCAGAGCCUGGCCGGACCCACAUUAGAGAACCCCCUGGGAGGGUAGGGAGAGAAACUCAUCCUGCUGGUAGUCAAGGUUCCUGGACACCUGAAGUCUUCAAAAGGCAGGAAGAGAGGACUGUGAAUGCCCAAAGGUCAGGGGCGUUGAACGACCCGAGAUCGUCUAGACUGCCAGGAGACCUGGGUUCCGUAGGUCCUGAGGAGGUAGGAAAUAGGAACCCAGGGAUCCGAGGACCCGAGCAGACCCUGGAUCUUGUAAGAGAAGGUUUGCUUGGGGGCAGCCAGGCAACACAUCGACCAGGGACCAGGGACGUGGAGGCAGGAACUCUUUGUGACGGAAUGCUGGAACCUUUACCACCCGGAGAAGUGGCAACAGAUUUGAAAGAACCCCAGUGCCUCCCUGGGAACAGGAUGGGUAUGCAGCCUGAGAGUUUCAGGGUUUGGCAGAGUGCCAUGGAGGAAGCUCCCCUGAUCUGGACGUGUGACACAGGGGUACAGUUGGUGGAAACUUGGGGAAGUCAGAUGCAUGACACAGAUGCUCACCCUAGCUGCCAAGAGAUGCCCCCAGAUCAGGACAAGGCCUCCUGUAAAGAGGCCUGCAGCCCCAGCAGCGUGCAAACCAUUCCCGCAGUCAUCAUCACAGACAUGGGGGCUCAGGAGGAUGGGGGCUUAGACGAGAUCCAAGGAAGCCCACGGGGUCCCCUGCCUCUGAGGAAGCUGUCUUCUUCCUCGGCAUCCUCCACCGGCUUCUCCUCUUCCUAUGAGGACUCAGAGGAGGACAUCUCCAGUGACCCUGAGCGGACGCUGGACCCCAACUCAGCCUUUUUGCAUACCCUCGACCAGCAGAAGCCCAGAGUGAGCAAGUCAUGGAGGAAGAUAAAGAAUAUGGUGCAGUGGUCCCCCUUCGUCAUGUCCUUCAAGAAGAAGUACCCCUGGAUCCAGCUGGCAGGACAUGCAGGGAGCUUCAAGGCAGCUGCCAAUGGCCGCAUCCUAAAGAAGCAUUGUGAGUCUGAGCAGCGAUGCCUGGACCGGCUGAUGGCUGACGUGCUGAGACCCUUCGUGCCGGCCUACCAUGGGGACGUGGUGAAGGAUGGGGAGCGCUACAACCAGAUGGAUGACCUGCUGGCUGACUUCGAUUCGCCCUGCGUGAUGGACUGCAAGAUGGGCAUCAGGACAUACCUGGAGGAAGAACUCACCAAGGCCCGGAAGAAGCCUAGCUUGCGGAAGGACAUGUAUCAGAAGAUGGUUGAGGUGGACCCUGAGGCCCCCACUGAGGAGGAGAAAGCCCAGCGGGCUGUGACCAAGCCACGUUACAUGCAGUGGCGAGAGACUAUCAGUUCCACGGCUACCCUGGGCUUUAGGAUCGAGGGCAUUAAGAAGGAAGAUGGCUCCGUGAACCGUGACUUCAAGAAGACCAAAACAAGGGAGCAGGUCACCGAGGCCUUCAGAGAAUUCACUAAAGGAAACCAGAACAUCCUGAUUGCCUACCGGGACCGGCUGAAGGCCAUUCGAGAAACCCUGGAAGUCUCUCCCUUCUUCAAGUGCCAUGAGGUCAUUGGCAGCUCACUCCUCUUCAUCCACGACAAGAAGGAGCAAGCCAAGGUGUGGAUGAUCGACUUUGGGAAAACCACACCUCUGCCGGAAGGCCAGACCCUGCGGCACGACGUCCCCUGGCAGGAGGGGAACCGGGAGGAUGGCUACCUCUCAGGGCUGAACAACCUCAUUGACAUCCUGACAGAAAUGUCCCAGGGUAGCCCCCUCACCUGAGGCCACCGCCACCUUGCCUGCCACCUCUGCCUCUCCCACCUCCCUUGCUUUCCCUAACUCUGUCUCCAUUCCUCUCUGAGCGCCCACCUAAGAACAGAGCCUCCCAUCUGCACUACAGGACACUUAGGGAAGAAAAGAGAUUCUCUAGGUCUCUUUUUCCUUCCUACGCAAGGGCCCGGAGGUGGCGUUUCUAAUUCUAAGUAGAACUACCUUCUGGAAGAGAAUUACCCAAAGCUAGGCCCCCACAUCCUGUACAGCCCAUUGUACUCAGGGCCCGCAUGGGUCUAAGAGGCUGCUGAGGGACUUGAGAGAUUGAGCCUCCCUCUGGGAGACCACCAGAAAGUUCAGGCCCAGACUUGCUACCUGUAAAGCCCUGCUGCCCCCUGGUGGCUGGUGCCAUCGGUCUAUACAACCCCUUUGGUGCCUCCCACCAUGGGCCCUGAAGCCAGGCCAAAGCCCUGACUUCUGGGAGCUGGGAACACAACCUCUAGGGAACCUGCAUGUGGCUGAUGAGCAAAGAAUCCGCCAAUGAGAGGCCCCAGCUUCCAAGAACACUGUGUGGCCUUUCUAGAGAUGCUAAACCAGGACCCCACCUUGCUGGUGUUAAACCUUGGAAUUCAGGCCAGGCAGGAACUGGGAGUAUGGGGAGCUGCUUUCGACUGUUUCUAAAGACCUUUGCUCCUCCAUCUGGAACCAUUGCCUGUGAAUUCAGAGGGGUCAUUCUGCAAAGAUGAGCUUCCAGGGACAAUGUCACCUUCUAGAACCACUGCUUAAUGUCCCUAGAUCUGCCCUGUGUGGAUAGGUCCAGAGCUGGGGUAGACUACUCAAGGCCCAUACCCACCUCCAGGGAUCUACAGCAGCCCUGAGAGCCUGCCAUACCUGGGAGAGGAGACUGCCCUCUUGUCCCUCCAAAUCCUCGGUAGCCGGGUACCUCUGCUUCUGUACCCGAGUCCCUCCAUGGGGAAACGUCUAACAGUUCGGGCAGUACCAGGCCUUAGGGAGGCAGGAUUUGGACUCCUGGAAUGAUUUCUAAAUUUUCCUUGAAAUCGCUUGUUCUUCCAGCUUGAAGGGCUUAGGCCAGUGUUUCUCCACUCAUGUGUGUAGUUCCCAGGGCUCACAGGGGUGCCCACGGCUGUGCCAAGCCUUCUCCUUCCUGGAGUCCUGAGCUGCUUGAAGGGCCAUGGGGUACCAUUCUUAAUCACCACUUCAACUGUGAAGCGGGGGACCUGGCUGGCUGAAAAGAGUGUAUUGUGCGGACUGUGUGACUUCAAAGACCACACACCCAGAUGUUGCCAUUUGGAGCUACCCUCUGCUCCGCUGGGCUUGUCACCUCCUCUUCUACUGAGAAACCCUGGGUCACAUGGACAGAUGCUCUUCUGGGUACCAGGCCAGCAGACGCUGUUUGGGAAAUGGGGUAGGCCAAUGUGUACACACCUAGCAAGGUAGUUUGGGCAGAGGUGGCCACCUUGGCCGCCUACCCUAGUUCCCUGGGGUUUCUAGAAGAACUGUUGGCCCAUGUGACACGUGUGUUUCCCCUUUCAUGCUGGUGGGUGAGUGACAG
This is a messenger RNA of Arvicola amphibius (Eurasian water vole), 4847 nucleotides long. RefSeq names its product inositol-trisphosphate 3-kinase B (gene Itpkb). Gene Ontology annotation, biological process: inositol phosphate biosynthetic process. Gene Ontology annotation, cellular component: cytoplasm; nucleus. Gene Ontology annotation, molecular function: inositol tetrakisphosphate kinase activity; inositol-1,4,5-trisphosphate 3-kinase activity. The coding region runs from base 464 to 3286 and encodes 940 amino acids. The record is from RefSeq and is a predicted model, not a curated record. The transcript is spliced from 8 exons. Lineage: Eukaryota; Metazoa; Chordata; Mammalia; Rodentia; Cricetidae.